Messenger RNA from Penicillium cataractarum, 816 nucleotides. Its product is annotated as PaaI family thioesterase. The coding region runs from base 1 to 816 and encodes 271 amino acids. The transcript has 2 exons. Lineage: Eukaryota; Fungi; Ascomycota; Eurotiomycetes; Eurotiales; Aspergillaceae. The record is from RefSeq and is a predicted model, not a curated record.
AUGCAUUCUCGCGGAAUUCUCCAGCUACCACUCCGGGCGCAUGCACCACGAGUGCAUGUUACCCCCAGAUUCCCUCUCGCGUCAAGGGUCUCCCUCCGAAACAUCAGCAACACUGCCGCAUCCCAGAACACCUCGGCCCAACCGUCGCGCUGGACGCGCCGAUUAGUUUACGCUACAAUCUUCGGAGCUCUCGGGGUCAGUGUUGGCAAAUGGAUGGACAAGAAGGUCGCUGCGCCACCAAUUCCUGGGACACCAGAGGAUAAGUUGCAGCUACAGGACAUCCAGCAGGUCUUCGACACUGGGCUCCCGAUAGUCCAAAGGCUACGUGGGAAUCCCGACUUUGUGGAAAUGGGCGUCUACGAGAACUAUUCGGAAGAGAGCAAGACACAUCGACUGACUUCGGGUGCUCUGGGUGGGAGCAGGGGCAUUGCAUUACAGAGGGCAUUUUGGAAUGAAAAGGAGCACCAGCUGAUUAGCGUGGUGUUUAUGGGAUCUGGCAUCGAAGGAUGGCCAACCAUGGUGCAUGGCGGCGCUCUUGGCACUAUAAUUGACGAGAAUCUCGGCCGUGCCGCCGUUCGACAUUUCCCUGCACGGACGGGGAUGACUGCCAACCUCAAUAUUAACUAUCGUGCACCGGUGUACUCGGACAACUUCUACUCGAUCCACUCGACCUUGGAUCCGAAGCAGAGCACAGACCGCAAGGCGUAUGUCAAGUGUGAGGUACGCGAUAUGACAGGACGAGUCUGUGUCGAGGCAACCGGUCUCUUUGUUGUCCCCAAAAAGCUAAAGCUCGUGAGACUGGGCGACACUUUCUGA